AUGAAUACACGAUGUAGUCAGUUGCCCGAACAACUGGAGCCAGCGCUCGGAAACCAGUCCGAUCGCCCAGGUUUUCUUGUUGAAUUCAUGGGUUGCCUGGACUGUUGGCUCACCAAAGACAAUACAAGCUUUUCAACCGUCCUACUGAAGCAGACAACUGUCGUUACAUAUACAACCACACACCCGGCGGUCAUCACUCGAUGCAGUUCGGCAACUCUGGGCAAACUGCCUCCGAACAACUGGACAGACUACUAUUGGCAAGCAAAACCAACUUGUCAAACGGAGAACAGAACACGCCCGGUGGAAGCACUAUGA
Opisthorchis viverrini is the source of this 315-nucleotide messenger RNA. RefSeq lists its product as hypothetical. Lineage: Eukaryota; Metazoa; Platyhelminthes; Trematoda; Opisthorchiida; Opisthorchiidae. The record is from RefSeq and is a predicted model, not a curated record. Bases 1 to 315 code for a protein of 104 amino acids. The transcript is spliced from 3 exons.